GGAGAGGUGGUGUGGGAUUGUUUUUAUUGUGGUGUAGUGUAUGAAUAGUGUGUCGUCUGCAGCGAGGUUCCAGUGGCCAAGUGACUACGGUGAGGUAUACAGUAGGAGGACUCCAGUGUAGAAAUGGCAGGGGAUAAGUCCGCGGACAACACCAAGAAAAUCAUCGGCAUCGAUGACAUCACCGACACCAAGACCAUAUGGCGGUGUCUGGCAGCCGAGUUAAUCGGCACCCUCUUGUUGGUGCUGGUCGGCACGGGAUCCUGUACCGGCGUGCAGGUCAGCAAUACCGGAGAUCCCGUCGUCAGGAUCGCUCUUACCUUCGGCUUCAUCAUCGCCACCAUGGUCCAGUGUAUCGGCCACGUAUCCGGGUGCCACAUCAACCCUGCUGUCACCUGCGGACUCCUGGUUACCGGCCAUAUCAGCAUCCUCAAGGCUAUCUUCUACGUCAUCGUCCAGUGCAUAGGUGCCAUCGGCGGCUCUGCCAUACUCAAGAUCAUCACUCCUGAGGGGCUGAGGGGUAACCUCUGCAUGACUACUCUGAGCACUGGCGUCACUCCUAUGAUGGGAUUCUUGGUGGAAGCCUGCAUCACCUUCGUCCUGGUCCUGCUGGUCCAGAGUGUCUGUGAUGACCGCCGGAAGGACUUGGGUAACGCCGCCCCCGUGGCCGUCGGUCUCGCCAUCACCUGUUGCCAUCUCGCCGCAAUAAAAUACACUGGAUCAAGCAUGAACCCCGCCAGGUCUUUCGGGCCCGCAGUCAUUGGUGACAACAACUGGGACAAUCACUGGGUGUACUGGGUGGGCCCCAUCGUGGGGGGAGUGGUUGCUGGCAUCGCGUACCGUGCCCUCUUCAGAGCCAGGAAGCCAGAUGAGGAGGCCAGUUCCUACGACUUCUAAACCACACAAGACGUUCCUUCAGACCCACCAGCAGCAAGCUCCAGACUGUAGUGCAUGGACUAUGAUCAGUUACCUGUGCCUGGCCGACCUACGUCCACUGUAAACUUGCAACAUUAUGGCCACUUUAAAGUUUUGUUUUUAAAUUUUACGAAAUUUGUAAAUUAAAUUAUUUCCAGUUACAAAACUUUUAUCACUGUGUAAAGUAUCGAACGAAAUUGUCAAAGCAAAAAUACUGUCUUUGCUAAUACUAAUUUAAUUCUGUAAAGUUCAGAUAAUGUUAAAUCUUUAAUUAUAUUGCUGUAUGAUAACAAAUUGAAAGUGGAAAUUAAGUAAAUUUGUAAUAGCUUGUAAAUAGUAGUAAAUACAUAUUAUUUUGUCAUAGCAAAGAAUCAAACAUGGAAGAUUCAAUAUUUAUAGAUAGUUUCAAGAUAAGUCCAUUAUUAUCAUAUUUAAACAAGAUGUGCCAGCCUUAAAACUGUUUGUAUUGACACUAGCUUGGUAUUUAGAACUUUUAUCAAACAAAUUUGUGAAGAAUGCUCUUAUCUCUGCUAUGUACUAUUACGUAACUGAUUCCAAGAAGGGUGCAACUGGUGCUGAUAAGGAGGGUUUAUCUUAAUUUAAAAUGUGCCUGUAAAUUAUAUCUAGAAUGUUCAAGCUCUCACGUCACUCUUUAAUAUUGAACACCCCCAACUUUGUAAUCACUUUUGCAGAAAUUGAACUGUGUUGGCAGAUUGCAACAUUCCUGAAACACUAGAAUAAAGACAAGUUUUAGUUUAAUUAAGUACCAAAGAUAACAGGAAGGUGCCUGCGCCAAACGUGGUUCAACCCAUGAUUAUUCACACCAGUUUAUGUGAAAAAUUAAUAUUUUCACACCAAUUUUUUUCAAAACUCAAGAAAUCAACGAGGCUGAAUUUAUAUUUACUUGUAAAUAUGUCUUUAAUUUAAUUCACUCUUUCGGCUGUUUUCUCUGUAUACUAUCUACAUUGUCCUUUAGAAGUAGUUAUUGAGGUGCCUUUGUACAAUAACGGUACACUUGGUGUCUUAAAUAAACUGUAAAUAAAA
This is a messenger RNA of Homalodisca vitripennis (glassy-winged sharpshooter), 1956 nucleotides long. RefSeq names its product aquaporin AQPcic (gene Drip). Lineage: Eukaryota; Metazoa; Arthropoda; Insecta; Hemiptera; Cicadellidae. Gene Ontology annotation, molecular function: water channel activity. Gene Ontology annotation, cellular component: plasma membrane. The record is from RefSeq and is a predicted model, not a curated record. Bases 124 to 894 code for a protein of 256 amino acids. Gene Ontology annotation, biological process: transmembrane transport. The transcript is spliced from 6 exons.